AUGCUGGGCAAGCGCAAGCACAGCGCCAGCUCCGGCGCCACGGACAACGUCUCCUCCAAGUCCAGGUGCAAUUCCGUCUCCAACGCUCAUAUGGGCCCCGUCGCGCCCUCGGCCUUCCACGGCGUGCCUCGAUACGUCCAGUACACCUCCCCCGUGCCCGCACUCGCGCCUCAGGAUGUCGCGCGCAGAUCCGCUGCCCUCCCACUCAAUCUCGUCGCCCACAUCAUCUCCUACCUCGCCGACAUUGGAGACAUCGCCCGAGUCACGCGCACCUCCCGUCUGCUGUACUACAUGACCCUGCCGCGCCUCUACGAACAUGUCAAUCUCCAUUCCUACGCGACCAUGCGCUACAUCAACGGGAGGCCAGAGGGCUUCGGCAGUGGCAGCCCGUUCAUGAUGGCCCUGGAUGGCCUGGCUACCAAGGCACACGCGGCGCUCGUGAGACAUCUGCGCAUUUGGGGCUGUUGGAACGAGUUGGGCAUCGAAGACUUUGCCAAGGGGAGAGUGCCGGACAAUUCCAUGAUGCUGAACAUCAUCUUGCGAGCGGCGACGGACAAGAUGACGCGACUCGAGUCCUUUUGCUGGGAACUCGACUGCAAGCCCCUCAAGACGCUGUACCAAGGAUUGGCCACCCACAGCAACCUCACAGCCUUCACCCUGAGGUUUCCCUCCACCAGAGUCCCACGCCCUGCGGUCUUGAUUCCGCCCAUGGUCAACCUGCGAGUCUUCAAGGCCCUCGAUAUCGAUCCCAUGUGCUACCCGGACGACAUCAGUAUGCUCAUGCUCGGCUCGAAGAAGUUGGAGGACGUCCGACUGCAUUUCUCUCCCCGCAUGCGCGCCGAGGCGGAAUCCAUCAUGAAUCUCAACAUGUUCUUCGGACGCUGCCACAAAGCAAAUUACAAAAUGAAAGUCAAACACUUCGGCCUCCACAACUUCUUCGGUCCCAACGUCUUGGGCAUGGAGCAUGUCUUCGAUAUUGACACUUGCGAAAGCGUCACCUUUCUCGACACCUUCGGCAACAAUAAUCCCAAGACCAUCUUCAUCGACGAGACGUGGAAAGGGGUGCCCAUGGAUCUAUUCACCAAGUUCAAGCGGGUCCGCAUCAAUGAGCUCGCGCCGCAGCAUCUCCUCAUCAUGCGAAACUCCAAAGUCUCGGUGGAGAAGUACUACAUCGUGAACGAGCGACGCGGCAAGACCGGCUUUACCCCUCCCGACAACAGCGAGCCAACCCCAAACACCGACUUAUCCGACGAUACGGAUUCUUGGAUCGACCCAAGCUUGGCGAACCUAAAGGACGACUUCCUCGCCACCGUCACAAAGGUCCACGGCGAAGGCAUCAAGCAUUUGCUACUCUCGGAUCAAUGGCCCCUCACCAGAGACGACGUCCACCUGAUCGCUCGCGACUGUCCUCAACUAGAGCAGCUGGGCUUGGCAGUGAACACUUCGACCCAUGACUGGCUGGUCCUCCUGAUGCCCUUCCUCAAGAACCUGCGAGCUCUGCGCGUUCUACCUAACGAGCAUCUAGCUGAACACUUCCGGCAUGUCUCUCAUGAAGAGCGAAUGAAUCACCUCGGCAUCACUCUAGCAAACGAUCCCCGCGCCAAAUUUGAACUUCUGGGGAUGGGAGACGUCGUCUACAGGGUUGGAAGAAUGAUGGAGGAUGUUCAGCAAGAUGGCACCAUUGUACGGCGUCGCGAAGUGACUAUGCGUGGUCUCGAGGCCGCAAAAGGAUAUGCCAUUUGGGAUUUGGACCAUCUGGAUAUCAAUGUCGAUCCGGUCGCGCCCUUCUCUCCCUGA
Molecule: messenger RNA, 1797 nt
Organism: Lecanosticta acicola
Lineage: Eukaryota; Fungi; Ascomycota; Dothideomycetes; Mycosphaerellales; Mycosphaerellaceae
Source: the annotation of a GenBank genome assembly